AAUUAACGAAAAAUUCUUUCUUUUCGUUUCCGGCUGUCACUUUGUGCGUGUGUCACACGUGAAUUUUUUUAUAGAAAAAUCACAAAUUUUUUAAAUAAAUAUGGAUAAACCAGUUGUUUGGGCACGUGUUAUCAAAGUUUUGGGCCGCACUGGCUCCCAAGGUCAAUGUACCCAAGUCAAAGUGGAGUUCAUCGGUGAACAAAACCGUCAAAUUAUCCGCAACGUUAAGGGACCCGUACGUGAAGGCGAUAUCUUGACAUUGUUGGAAUCUGAACGUGAAGCCAGAAGACUUCGCUAAAAGGCCGUGU
Molecule: messenger RNA, 308 nt
Organism: Musca vetustissima
Lineage: Eukaryota; Metazoa; Arthropoda; Insecta; Diptera; Muscidae
Gene: RpS28b
Product: small ribosomal subunit protein eS28
Exons: 1
Coding region: 101-298 (65 amino acids)
Biological process (GO): translation; ribosomal small subunit assembly; maturation of SSU-rRNA
Cellular component (GO): cytosolic small ribosomal subunit; ribosome
Molecular function (GO): structural constituent of ribosome
Source: RefSeq, a predicted model, not a curated record